Setaria italica (foxtail millet) is the source of this 1623-nucleotide messenger RNA. Its product is annotated as anthocyanidin reductase ((2S)-flavan-3-ol-forming). NCBI's taxonomy places the organism in Eukaryota, Viridiplantae, Streptophyta, Magnoliopsida, Poales, Poaceae. The record is from RefSeq and is a predicted model, not a curated record. The transcript is spliced from 6 exons. The coding region runs from base 162 to 1313 and encodes 383 amino acids. Gene Ontology annotation, molecular function: oxidoreductase activity, acting on the CH-OH group of donors, NAD or NADP as acceptor.
CCUGUCCAUCCCGGCCGCAUCAGCUUCACACACCUCUCCCUUCUCCGGUUGGAGCUGCGGGUACAGGGCGCCUACCGAUCCAUCAAACACAUCUCUUGCUUCAUCCUUUUGCUAAAACAAGAAGUAGAUCUCACGUCUCUGCCUCAAAGUCCUCUCUCUCCAUGUCAUGUCCUAGGAGGAGGCUAGGAUACAGUACUUUUUCCUGCACGCCAGUGUCGUCUCCUACUUGUGUGGUGUCUACACUCCCUUCUCCGGUGGCAGAGGUACGUGGUGACCGGCGUCCAGCAAUGUCGGCCGGCAGCGAGAAGAAGAGGACGGCGUGCGUCACCGGAGGGAGCGGGUACAUCGCCUCCGCGCUCGUGAAGAUGCUGCUGGAGAAGGGCUACGCCGUGAAGACGACAGUCAGGAACCCCGAUGACAUGGAGAAGAACUCUCACCUCAAGGACCUGCAGGCACUAGGCCCUUUGGAGGUCUUCCGCGCCGACUUGGAUGAAGAAGGCAGCUUUGACGAGGCUGUCGCCGGCUGCGACUACGCCUUCCUCGUCGCCGCUCCGGUGAACAUCCACACGAAGAAUCCUGAGAAAGAGAUGAUCGAGCCCGCUGUCAGGGGAACUCUGAACGUGUUGCGGUCGUGCGUGAAGGCCAGGACGGUGAAGCGCGUGGUCCUGACCUCGUCGGCGGCCGCGGUCUCCAGCAGGCCGGAGCUGCAAGGCGACGGCCACGUCCUGGACGAGGACUCCUGGUCCGACAUGGAGUACCUCACCGCCAACAAAUCCAGUUACUAUGGAUACCCGGUCUCGAAGGUGCUCUUGGAGAAGGCAGCGUGCAGGUUCGCGGAGGAACACGGCAUCAGCCUCGCCACCGUCUGCCCCGUCGUGACCGUCGGCGAGGCACCGGCCCCGAACGCCCGCACCAGCGUCCCAAACUGCCUUUCCCUUCUAUCUGGAGACGAGGCAGCGUUCGCCGUGCUGAACGCCAUCGAGAGCGCCACGGGCUGUAUUCCGAUGGUUCACGUCGACGACCUCUGCCGCGCCGAGGUGUUCGUCGUCGAGGAGGACGCGGCCGCGGGGAGGUACAUCUGCUGCAGCCUCAACACGACCAUCGCCGAGCUCGGGCGUUUCCUGGCGCAGAAAUACCCGCCGUACGGCGUGAAAACCCAUCUGCUCUCCGGAGACCGUCUUGAGAAGCCGAGAGUGUGCCUGUCAUCUGCGAAGCUGCUGAGGGAAGGGUUCGAGUUCAAGUACAAGACGCUGGAGCACAUCUACGACGACAUGGUCGAGUACGGCAAGGCCGUGGGAAUCCUGCCCAACUGACGUGAUUCUCCUCUUCCUCUGCUUUCCGGUCGAUGGUCACGAACUCGCGAGUCAGAACUCAGAACACAAAAACCAUGCCUAGACUGCUAGUAAGCUGAACCUUAGCGGUUCAGUAAGUUCGUAUAAGAUGCGGUUCUGCACUUGUUUCGGCAAUAUCUUGUGGGAAACUAGUUCGGUCGCCGGCGCAUUUUAUCAUACAGACAAAACGAGUUUUCAUCUUACGAUCAAGAGACAUUUCGCUUUUUCGGUGCCUGGCCUUUGGGCAACUUGUACAUCGACACCUGGUUCCAUAGUAUAGUAUUUUAAUUUU